CUCUCCACCGAGUGGCUUAUUGUGUUGUUAUUUUUGUGUUCUGCGGUGUGACUGGUAACCGAGAUGCCUGAGCCGGCGAAAUCAGCUCCCGCGCCCAAGAAGGGCUCCAAAAAAGCGGUGACCAAGACCCAGAAGAAAGGGGAUAAGAAGCGCCGCAAGACCAGGAAAGAGAGUUACUCCAUUUACGUCUACAAGGUGCUGAAGCAGGUUCACCCCGACACCGGCAUUUCCUCCAAGGCCAUGGGCAUUAUGAACUCCUUCGUCAACGAUAUCUUCGAGCGCAUCGCCGGGGAGGCGUCUCGCCUGGCGCAUUACAACAAGCGCUCCACCAUCACCUCCCGGGAGAUCCAGACCGCCGUGCGCCUGCUGCUGCCCGGGGAGCUGGCCAAACACGCCGUCUCGGAGGGCACCAAGGCCGUGACCAAGUACACCAGCUCCAAGUAACCGCGCGGCGUGUUACUCGCUCAAAGAGACGUCAAUUUCAAAGCCCCAAAGGCUCUUUUAAGAGCCACCCACUAUUUCUAUAAGAGGGUUGCAAUUACUGUACGCUGUGUGAGCAACUUGUCUUGCCAAGGUAGCUCCUAGCAAAACGCAUAUAGGACUGGUUUCUUCAAUCUGCUGCUUGUUCGGGGGCUUUCCCGGGGCGUGUUCGGCUUUAGCAAGUCUCGAUUGGCUUCUUCCUUUAAUUCCCUGUUUGUUCAUGUUAAUUAACUUUAUUUAAGUGGGAGGUGGAUCCGGGUUGGGCUGCGCUGGGCUUGUUUGCUCCUGGCUUGAAAAGGCAGUGCAACUCUUUAAAUAUUGUAGACGGGGGGAGGUUUUUCUGUGCCACGUCAGUGGCUUCUGUAGGAUUUAAUGAUCAGAUAGUUUGUGGUGCUUCUAUUCCCUACUAAGUGCUUAUUAAAAUCAAAUUUUAAAAUAGA
This is a messenger RNA of Chelonoidis abingdonii (Abingdon island giant tortoise), 920 nucleotides long. Its product is annotated as histone H2B 8. Gene Ontology annotation, cellular component: nucleosome. NCBI's taxonomy places the organism in Eukaryota, Metazoa, Chordata, Testudines, Testudinidae. Gene Ontology annotation, molecular function: protein heterodimerization activity; DNA binding; structural constituent of chromatin. The record is from RefSeq and is a predicted model, not a curated record.